Molecule: messenger RNA, 1491 nt
Organism: Mucor velutinosus
Lineage: Eukaryota; Fungi; Mucoromycota; Mucoromycetes; Mucorales; Mucoraceae
Exons: 7
Coding region: 1-1491 (496 amino acids)
Biological process (GO): protein phosphorylation
Molecular function (GO): protein serine/threonine kinase activity; ATP binding
Source: RefSeq, a predicted model, not a curated record
AUGCGAAUCGUUGGUAGAGGGGCAUUUGGCAAGGUCAGAAUUGUGGAGCAUAGAGAAUCCCGACAGUUAUACGCCUUGAAAUACAUUAGCAAAGAAGAAUGUAUUCGAAUGGACGCAGCCAAGAAUAUUAUACGAGAAAGAGUCAUCUUGGAGCAGCUGGAUCACCCAUUCUUAUGUCGAUUACGAUUUGCAUUUCAAGAUAAUGACUACAUGUACAUGGUGACAGAUCUUAUGCUCGGUGGUGAUCUGCACUUUCAUCUAUCACGACAACCCUAUUUUUCAGAGAAUGUGAUUCGAUUUUGGUUUGCUGAAUUGUCAGCGGCUAUUAAAUACCUUCAUUUGAAGAGAGUUGUACACAGAGACAUAAAGCCGCACAAUAUAUUAAUGGACGAUCAAGGACAUGUUCAUCUGGCUGAUUUCAACAUAGCAACACAUCUUCAUGCACAUCGCAUGUUGACUUCAAAUUCAGGAACGGGUUACUAUAUUGCACCUGAGGUGUAUAAAGGCGGCGGAUACAAUGAGGCUGUUGACUGGUGGAGUCUGGGAGUGACAUUGUAUGAAUGUAUAUAUCACAAGAGGCCAUUUGAAUACGAUACCACAGAGGAACUACAUGCUGCCAUCAGAAGAGGACAUGUGAAUUAUCCAACAAAAGACCGUCAAGUAUCAGGUGAAUGUCUUUCAGUAAUACAAGGGUUCCUGGAGGUGAAUCCCAACAAACGAUUAGGUUACGGUGAUGCAGGAUGGGCAGCGCUGGUCAGACAUCCAUUCUUUAGAUCGAUUCAGUGGAACAAGCUCGAGUCCAAGCAAAUCCCACCGCCAUUUCAGCCAGCAACAGAGAAUAAUUUUGAUAUAACAUUUGAUUUGGAGGAGUUACUACUGGAGGAGUCGCCGCUGACAGCUCAAACGACAAAGAGAAAUAAAUCAAAGAAAAACAACGAUCAUGCCAUGUUGAGUAAGCAGCAAAAAGACCUGGUCAUGAUUGAAGAAAAGUUCAAAUACUUUGAUUUCACGAUAUUUGAAAAAUACGAAGGAUUCAAGGACCCUGUAACCAUGACAGUUGGAGACCCACCGGAUUGGGUUAAACCAGCAUUUGAAGGAGCAGAGCAAGGAGACGUCUUACCGAUAAAAAGAAUCACCACUGGAAGCAUUGCCCAUGAUGAUUUUGAUAAUCAUCAGACAACGCAGCAUUGGAGAGGGCCCAACAGAUCAGCAUCCACGAGUAAUAUUGCUGCUGCUGCUGCUGCCUCUGCCUCUAAUUUGGGUAAAUACGAUCAGGAUCAAAAUUGGAAGAGAAGUAGCACAGGCGCCAUUAGGAAAAUCAGUAGCAAAAACAACAACAAUGAACAACUACAUUCAACAACGAGUUUGACCGAAGAAUAUGCGCUUUCUUUGCAAGGCAUACGGAAGAAGCAGAGUACCAAGAGCUUUAGAGAAAGAAGAGAAAGGGAUCGAAAGAGUAUUCAGGCUAUUCAGAAUCAAAAUAAUUUAUAG